Epithele typhae is the source of this 621-nucleotide messenger RNA. RefSeq lists its product as uncharacterized. The transcript has 4 exons. NCBI's taxonomy places the organism in Eukaryota, Fungi, Basidiomycota, Agaricomycetes, Polyporales, Epitheliaceae. The record is from RefSeq and is a predicted model, not a curated record. Bases 1 to 621 code for a protein of 206 amino acids.
AUGACUCGAGCGGACAGACCUUCAUCCGUUUUCUCACAGGACUCUUGGGCGAUGCAAGCGGGCCAGACGCGGCUCCUCGCGGACACGCACGUCUACGACUGGUGGGACUGGGCGGUGGAAUGGGCCUCUGCGACGCAGCAGGGGUGGGCGCAGGAGCUCAUGGAUGAGGCCGCGCUGCGUGCGCUGCCGCGGCCAUCGGAGAUGCUCGCGGGGGCGAUGGACAACGUUGAGCUCGUCGUCGACAAGAGCAUGUCGGAUGCGAUCUCGUGUUCGCAGCGUCUUCCCCGGGCUUCAGCCCUGUGCGGAUUCAAGACACGGCGCCGCUCGUCGUCGUCCUCAAAAUGGCGUUACGCUUCGCGCUGCACUUCGCCGGCGGCCGUGCUCGUCCGCCCCACCACCGCGCGCUUCAAGUUUCUUGGAGACAACGCGCCCCGAUUGCGAGCCCGAGCGGACUCGAUCGCGAAGUCUAAAACUGAGCCCAUGCGCCCGAGCUGGCACUGGGCGGUCGAGCGCGUCCACACUGUCGACGUGCCUUGGAGCAAACAUUCUGGCAGCACCGCGCGCGACGUAGUCGGCAUGGACGAGCGCGUGCUCGUCGCGUCGUGCGGGCAUGCGCGAUGA